AUGCGGAUGUGGCUGCUGCUGCUGCAGACCUUGCUGUUGCUGCUGCCGCCCCUGCUGCUGUUGCCGGCCCUGCUGCUGCUGUUGCCGGCCAAAAUGCUGCUGCUGCCGCUGCUGCAAGUGCUGCCAAUGCUGCACCUGCUGCAAAUGCUGCCGUUGCUGCUGCUGCCGACCAUGAACCUGAAGAUCAAGCUCGCCGACCAGAUCGAGAAGGCCCAGCGCGAGUCGGCCCUGCCCCAGAUCACCUUCGUCCCAUCGGCCGAGGAGAAGUCCGCUGUCGUCUCCGCCGAGCAAGAGGUUGCCAAGGUCGUCGAGGAAGUCCCGAAGUUCGAGGAAACCAAUGUCAACUCCGACUCCCACGAACACUAC
Molecule: messenger RNA, 366 nt
Organism: Mesorhabditis spiculigera
Lineage: Eukaryota; Metazoa; Nematoda; Chromadorea; Rhabditida; Rhabditidae
Source: the annotation of a GenBank genome assembly